Messenger RNA from Acipenser ruthenus (sterlet), 2458 nucleotides. RefSeq names its product ras-related protein Rab-40B-like. Gene Ontology annotation, biological process: protein localization to plasma membrane; intracellular signal transduction. The record is from RefSeq and is a predicted model, not a curated record. Gene Ontology annotation, molecular function: GTP binding; GTPase activity. The transcript is spliced from 6 exons. NCBI's taxonomy places the organism in Eukaryota, Metazoa, Chordata, Actinopteri, Acipenseriformes, Acipenseridae. Gene Ontology annotation, cellular component: plasma membrane; synaptic vesicle; endosome. Bases 809 to 1645 code for a protein of 278 amino acids.
CAGCUUGUGGGCUGGAUUGUGGAAGACACACAUGACACAGACAGACAAACCUGAGCAGAUACAGCAAGAGCUUCGCUUGAGGGCAGAACUUAUUGGAAUACAGCGUGGAUCAGAGUCCGUGAGAAUACGAUUUUGUUUUGAAGUGUCAUUCUAAUGACACACGAAAGCUCAGCAACAGAGAAAGCCUUCACAACGACGUUUUAAUUUACAAGCAACUUUAUUGCGUAGCUAAAUGUGAAAUUGCGUUAUUCUAGGUGGCAGCGUGAAUGUACUGGAUACAGUCUACAUGGGAAGCUCACAAUAGAAUACUUCAGCUCACAACUGAAUCAUGUAUUAUUACGAACACUUAAAGUGAUUGCAUUUUCGAAUCCAAAAGUUGCGAAUACAAUUGGAUAUUUUCUUACUAGUUGAUAAUAAAAGACUGACAUAUGGUGAUUAAGAUCUGGAACUUGAAAUCUGCUGCUGCAUGCUUAAUCGACAUAUUCAGAAACUACGUAGUAGUGUUAUCGUGGAAGCCACAAAGUUACGAUUUAAUCUUAGAAUGCAAUUUAUAUUUUGCUGGCUGAAAACUAUCGGUUGCAAAAUCUAAACUGACAACAAUAUAUAGUAAUUUGCAUAACUGAAAGUUCCUGGGAUUGUGAUACUGAUGCACAUGUCAAAACUUGUAGCAGUCAGUGCUGAGAUAGCUUCCCACACACCGUCGAUUUUGGGAACAAGCAGACGAACGUGAUCAAGUUGUGUUUUUUUUUUUGUGUGUGUGUUUUUUUUUGGUGCCAUUACGGGACAUCAACGUUGAUAUGCCAGGAGGAUGACCAACAGAGGCAGCCCAGUGAAGGCUUAUGAUUUUCUGCUGAAGUUCCUGCUGGUCGGAGACAGCGAUGCUGGGAAGGGAGAAAUCUUGUCAAGUCUGCAGGAUGGAGCCAGUGAGUCUUCUUACGGAUACAAUAUGGGGAUUGAUUACAAGACCACAACCAUUCUGCUGGACGGACGGAGGGUUAAACUGCAGCUCUGGGACACAUCUGGCCAGGGGAGGUUCUGCACGAUAUUCCGCUCCUACUCCAGAGGUGCCCAGGGCGUGAUCCUGGUUUAUGACAUCACCAAUCGCUGGUCAUUUGACGGUAUUGACAGGUGGAUCAAGGAGAUUGAUGAGCAUGCACCGGGUGUUCCUAAGAUCCUGGUGGGGAAUCGUCUUCACCUGGCCUUCAAGAGACAGGUGACUACAGAGCAGGCCCAGGUCUACGCAGAGCGUCUCGGCAUCACCUUCUUCGAGGUGAGCCCUCUGUGUAACUUCAACAUCACCGAGUCCUUCACUGAGCUGGCCCGGAUCGUGCUGAUGAGGCACGGGAUGGAGAGACUCUGGAGGCCCAACAAAGUGUUGAGUCUUCAGGACCUCUGCUGUCGAUCCAUAGUGUCCUGCACCCCUGUUCACCUGGUGGACAAGCUCCCUCUCCCUGUUGCCUUAAAAAGCCACCUGAAGUCUUUCUCCAUGGCCAACGGACUGAACGCCAGGAUGAUGCACGGGCGCUCGUAUUCCCUCACCGCCAGCAGCGGCAACAAGAGGAACAGCCUGAAGAAAAACAAAAUGAUUGGUCCUCCUCUGAGCCUGUCACAGAGCUGUGCCAGGAACAGCUGCAAGAUCUCCUAGCCCCGCCCCCAGCAAUAACUACAGGGAGUUACUGACUGAAACCCCUUGUCAUUCAAGGACCCCAGAAGCUAUUCACUACUGGGCUUCAUGGAAAGGAGAUGAAAUAAUAAUGAUGAAUGUUGGGAUCUCUUUCUGGGUUCACUCAGAUUAAUGUUGCUGCUAGAUCAAUGUUGUGGAUUCGGGACGACAAUGCACUAUAAUGGUGUGCAGAUGUAAAUCUUUACCUGGGAGGUGUACAGAAGAGACUUUUCUUUUUAGUUUGGGUUUUGGUCUGAGCCAUUCUUAAUGAAUUAAAAAUAAAUACAUGGAAAGUAUGACAGUUUUUUGUUUUUUUUAAAUCAUGGAAAUAAGGGAUUGUGUGUAAUCAAAACUAUUAAAAUUUUGGUGGGAGUUAGUAUUUCGAUGCAAUAGAAUUAUUGUAAAAUAACUACAUUAAAGUUUGCUGACCCAUGAAAUGGAUUUUUAUUUAAGCCAUUUUCAAGUAUUCCUUGGAAUCUCACAAGCACUAAUGAAAGGUGGCUGCAGAAACCUGUACAUAAAUUAAUAUACAGGAAAAUCUGCUUUUUGUGUAUUUAAUAUAUAUUGUGUUAUUUGAUACUUUUGUGCUUUAUUGUUUGGUCUGUAUCAUAUAUUAUUUCAUUUUUAAAGUGUAAAGUGAUAGGGAUUGCAAAGAGGAAGGAAGAUGCCAAAGAUGUUGGUAAAGUGAAGAGAUGUCGGAGCAACAAACAAAAGUGUUUUUACAAAGUGUUUUGUAAAUUAUGAGCACUAUUAUUUCCAAUAAAUGUUUCAAACAAGAAAAGACUUAUUUUUCAC